CCCUCCCUUCCUCCUCUUCUUCCUCGGAGCGAGCAAGACGAAGACGAAGAAGACGACGACGACUCAAAGAGAUUUCCAUGUGAACUCGAUUCAAUCUUUGCUUGCUCAAGUAUCCUCCCCAAAUCCAAUCUCCAUGGAUUCUUCUCCGAGCGCCAGCAACAAAUGAAGCCGACCAAGAGCCGCGCCUUGAGCCCUCCCGCCGCUGGCCGGCCCUGGCAUUGCCGACGCGGAGGAAAGCCUCGCGAUGACCACCCCGAUGGCGGUCCCUCCGUCCUCUGCCGUCUCAUUCCGUCGCUUCUUUUCCUCGCGGCUCUCGUUGCCUAUCUUCUUGGCCUCUGGUACUGCGCCUCCUUCUUCUCCGCCUUGGGUUCGACGUCUCCGACACCUCCUCCUCCUCUCGGGUCGGUGUAUCGGAGCAACGAGCUGUUUCAGAAGCUAUUGCCGGAAAUGCUCUCGGAUAAUUCUUCAGCUGCUCAGAUAAACAAGAUUUGGACAAACAGAAGGAAACUCAAACGGUCAAAGCAUUGCACAAUUCAUAAGACACAGUAUUCUUCUGGGUCAAUAGAACCAUCAGGUUAUCUGAUAGUUGAUGCAAAUGGUGGUCUAAAUCAACAACGCUCAUCGAUAUGCAAUGCUGUUGCAUUGGCUGGACUGCUAAAUGCUAUUCUCGUUAUUCCCAAGUUCCAUGUUCACAACAUUUGGAUGGAUCCAAGCAAAUUUAAGGAUAUUUAUGAUGAAGAUCACUUCAUAGACACUCUUAAAGGACAUGUGAAAGUGGUGAAAGAACUCCCUGAGAUGAUUGUCGAAAGAUUUGGCUACAAUACCAGCAGUAUACCAAACUUGAAAGCUAAAGCUUGGGCAACAGCAAGAUUUUAUUCAGAUGUUGCACUACCAUUAUUGCAGGAGCACGGUGUUAUUCGCAUUGCCCCUUUUGCAAAUAGACUGGAAGUUGAAGUUCCAUCAGACAUGCAACGACUUAAGUGCUUUGCUAAUUUCAAGGCAAUCAGGUUCUCAUCUUCCAUAGCAACAAUGGCAACGAAGCUAAUUCAUCACAUGAAAGAGAAAAGUUCAUUAUCUGAGGGGAAUUAUGUUGCUGUCCACCUACGCUUUGAGGCGGACAUGGUAGCCUUCUCGUGCUGCAUUUAUGAUGGAGGAAUGGAUGAAAAAGUAGAAAUGGAUUCAGCUCGCCAAAGAGGUUGGAAGAAGUUUAAACUCCAAAGUCACUGUUUGAGACCUGAUCUAAACAGAAUUCAAGGCAAAUGCCCUUUGACUCCUUUGGAGGUGGGAAUGAUGUUAAGAGGCAUGGGCUUCAAUAACAACACUCCAAUUUAUUUGGCAUCUGGCAAAAUAUACAAGGAAGAAACACGCUUAGCGCCACUAUUGCAACUAUUUCCACUUCUACAGACAAAACAAUCUCUUGCUACUCCAGAGGAGCUUGUUCCAUUUCAGGAUUACUCAUCGAGGUUGGCUGCUUUAGACUAUUCUGUGUGUCUUCACAGUGAAGUUUUUGUGACCACCCAGGGUGGCAACUUUCCACAGUUCAUGAUAGGCCAUCGUCGAUUCCUCUAUGGAGGGCAUUCUAAGACCAUUAAGCCAAACAAGCGAAAGUUGGUCAUGUUGUUUCAAGAUACUAAUAUCAAUUGGAAGUCUUUCAAGGAAGAAAUGGAAGGAAUAUUUCGUGAGAGCGAAAGAAAGGGAAUGGCACAACGGAAGAACAAUCAGUCUGUGUACUCCUCCCCUUUGCCAGAUUGUACUUGUCUCCAAGAUCAAAUAAUUCAACACCCUUGAUCACGUAGUAGCAACACAAACUUUUUUAUCAAUAAACUUAUUUGUGUAAAUCUUGAUUGUGAUCGUAUUUUUUGUUUUUUUUUUGUUUUUUAAUUUCAAUACAUAUAUUCAGAUGGAAAAUAACUAAGUACUCCUUUGUUUCAUUACAAAAAGGAACAAUUAUUUGUUGGGAUGGAA
Zingiber officinale is the source of this 1965-nucleotide messenger RNA. RefSeq names its product O-fucosyltransferase 10-like. Bases 163 to 1788 code for a protein of 541 amino acids. The record is from RefSeq and is a predicted model, not a curated record. NCBI's taxonomy places the organism in Eukaryota, Viridiplantae, Streptophyta, Magnoliopsida, Zingiberales, Zingiberaceae. The transcript is spliced from 10 exons.